Dissoconium aciculare CBS 342.82 is the source of this 920-nucleotide messenger RNA. RefSeq lists its product as uncharacterized. The record is from RefSeq and is a predicted model, not a curated record. Lineage: Eukaryota; Fungi; Ascomycota; Dothideomycetes; Mycosphaerellales; Dissoconiaceae. The transcript has a single exon. The coding region runs from base 87 to 761 and encodes 224 amino acids.
CCCACAUCAUAUCAUCAUACACAUCUUUCACUCACAAAGCAGCCAUUCACUCGUUGCAAUCCAAGACAUCGCCCUGAAUUCUCAAAAUGCAAUAUUUGAGCCUCAUUUUCAUCUUGGCCACCACCGCCUGGGCCCAGGGCGGCGGCAGCAACGGCAGUCGUCCAGGAGGGGCUCAGAAUGGGGAGUACAACAUCCAAUGGUACUCAACCACCUCGUGCACUCCUAUAUUCAAUGCAGGGAGGUCGCUUGGGUGCUUCGGCUGGUAUAACGGCCAGUGUUGCGAAAGACCAAUGGGCUCAGACGUCCUCAUAGCUGUUAAGGUUACUGCUGCAGUCCCGGGUGUUGUUGCUUUUCAUGAGGUCACCAAUCAGGGAGGAUGUGGACAGUGUACAAGAACUGCACCGAUCAACACCUGCCUACCCAAUAAUCCCUUCCAGACCGUGAGAGUCUACAGAAUUCCUCAAUGUCCGGUUGACUUGGUGGGAUCGGGGGCGGGUGAGUUGCGGCGCGACACCGAUACUGCAGACGGGAAUUCCACCGAGCUAGUGGUCAGACAAGCCGCAAACCAGGACUCGACGGAGCCCCAGGCGGACUGUGGCGGAGUCAACGUCAUCAAUGUUGCUGGGCGUCGAUAUGCCGUCGAUAAUAGCAACAGAGCCGCAAUGGUUGCAGACUUUCUGGAGGAAAAGGACGAUUCCGUAUUUUCAGCGAAAUGGGAGCAUAUGGACGUCGGCGAAGACACGGAGUCUUAUGAUGUUUGAUGACCACGUGCACGGGCAUACAUAGCACGGCAGAAUUUGGUCACGGUAGGCCUUGCUUCCAAUUAUUCCGCCGACUGCUUUGCUUGUGCUUUCAGCUUACCACUUUCUCUAGAUUCAUAGGCCAGGGAGAUUGUCAUCUGGAAGGAGUCGAGGCUUUUG